AUGCUCAUCCCCAGUGGUGCCGCCACGGCUGUUUGUGCUGCCGUUGCCCUGACCGCCACCUCCCUUGCCCCCACCUCCCCCUUUGCCGUUGUUUUGUGCCUGCUUGCGGGGCUGGGUAGCGUUGAGGGAGGAGGAGGAGGGUUGGGAGGAGGCGAGGUUGACAAUGGGGGUGCGAAGUUUGACUUCGGUGUCUAUGAUCCACUGCUCAACGGAGGCGAGAUCGGCCAUGGGAUUGGCUUCGUCUGCAUCAGCGGUGGCUUGGUCGUCGGUGAGUUGGAGGUCGGGUUCACGAGGAGGAUCGCCAGGAGGGGGAGGGAGAGGAGGGGUCUCGCCGGGGUGGUCAGGAGCGGUGGGGGGGAGAGCAUGGGGACGGCAGAGGAUGACGUCAAGGACGCGGUAGGGGGGGACCCAUGCAUCGGAGAGAACUCGACGAAUGCUGCCGAUGAAGGAGUGCCAGUUGACGGCGGAUUUGUCCGCGGCGAGCUGCAGCUUAUCGAUAGAGGAGGAGAGGCGGCGACGAGUCCGCGUAGGGGAAGGGCGCGGGCCGCAGCGGCUAUUGAGGCCGCGGGGCGCUGGCGCGGAGGCGGCGUCGAGGCCGCGGAGGGGGAGGGCGCUGGCAGCGACGGCUGGCGAGGCCGCGGCGGCGCUGGCGCGGAGGCGGCGUCGAGGCCACGGAGUGGCGCGGGCGGCAGCUGGCGAGGGCGCGGCGAGGCGCGGAGGCGGCGUCGCGGCCGCGGAGGGGAAGGGCGCGGGCGGCGGCAGCUGGCGAGGCCACGGUGGCGCUGGCGCGGAGGCGGCGGCGAGGCCGCAGAGUGGCGCGGGCGGCGGCUUGCGAGGCCGCGGCAAGGCGCGGAGGCGGUGUCGAGGCCGGGGAGGGGAAGGGCGCGGGCGGCGGCGGCUGGCGAGGCCGCGGCGGCGCUGGCGCGGAGGCGGUGGCGAGGCCGCGGAGUGGCGCGGGCGGCGGCUGGCGAGGCCGCGGCGAGGCGCGGAGGCGGCGUCGCGGCCGCGGAGGGGAAGGGUGCGGACAGUGGCGGCUGGCAAGGCCGCGGCGGCGCUGGCGCGGAGGCGGCGGCGAGGCUGCGGAGUGGCGCGAGCGGCGGCUGGCGAGGCCGCGGCGAGGCGCGGAGGCGGCGUCGAGGCCGCGGAGGGGAAGGGCGCGGGCGGCGGCAGCAGGCGAGGCCGCGGCGGCGUUGGCGCGGAGGUGGCGGCGAGGCCGCGGAGUGGCGCGGGCGGCGGCUGGCGAGGCCGCGGCGAGGCGCGGAGGCGGCGUCGAGGCCGCGGAGGGGAAGGGCGCGGGCGGCGGCGGCUGGCGAGGCCGCGGUGGCGCUGGCGCGGAGGCGGUGGCGAGGCGGCGGAGUGGCGCGGGCGGCGGCUGGUGAGGCCGCGGUGAGGCGCGGAGGCGGCGUCGAGGCCGCGGAGGGGAAGGGCGCGGGCGGCGGCGGCUGGCGAGGCUGCGGCGGCGCUGGCGCGGAGGCGGCGUCGAGGCCGCGGAGUGGCGCGGGCGGCGGCUGGUGA
Closterium sp. NIES-65 is the source of this 1515-nucleotide messenger RNA. The record is from the annotation of a GenBank genome assembly. Lineage: Eukaryota; Viridiplantae; Streptophyta; Zygnematophyceae; Desmidiales; Closteriaceae.